Messenger RNA from Cucurbita moschata (crookneck pumpkin), 450 nucleotides. Its product is annotated as exopolygalacturonase-like. The transcript is spliced from 2 exons. NCBI's taxonomy places the organism in Eukaryota, Viridiplantae, Streptophyta, Magnoliopsida, Cucurbitales, Cucurbitaceae. Bases 1 to 450 code for a protein of 149 amino acids. Gene Ontology annotation, molecular function: polygalacturonase activity. The record is from RefSeq and is a predicted model, not a curated record. Gene Ontology annotation, biological process: carbohydrate metabolic process.
AUGGAGGAAGCUUAUGGACAUAAUGGAGAUGGUGGAGUUUUAGUACGGAAGGAUCCAUUGGUCUGGAUAUUAAAGACUAGGAAACUUUUUAAUGUCAACACUGCGAGAAUUGCAAAGAUAACAUCGUCCAAUAGCAAGUUUUUUCAUUUUGCUGUGCAUGGAUGUUGUGAUGUCACAUUUGAUCACGUUACAGUGAUAGCUCCAGUAGAUAGCCCCAAUACAGAUGGAAUUCACGUUUCAAACUCAAGUGGUGUCAACAUUAUGCAUUCAGUGAUUGGCACCGGAGAUGAUUGCAUCUCUCUAGGCCCUGGAAGUAAAUUCAUCAACAUAACAGACGUCCAGUGUGGUCCAGGUCAUGGAAUUAGCAUCGGUAGCCUCGGAAAGUACCAAAAUGAAGAAGAUGUCUCUGAAGUCAUAGUAAGAGACUCCACAUUUGUUGGCACGGUGUGA